CGGAAGCCCGGAGGGCGGGCCGAGGGCGUCCGGGAGUCCACGGCGGUUAAUUCUUUUUACUGUGCAGUGUUGCUUUCUUUGGUCUGGGCCUCACGGAGACUGCGAGAGAUGGUUAGGUCCGGAUCUCGACAAGGCCAGGUGUUAUCUUCAGGAAAGCACGCUGCACCUGCUAAGUUAACGAAUGGAAAGAAGUCGACUCAUUUAAGAAAGAUAUCAUGUUUUAAUGCAGAUUCUGGCCAUCCCAUCCAUUCUGAUUCAGAAAGUCAGACAGAAGCUGUACGAGGGCUUGAUGGUUGUGCUUCUUUGCUGCAGAACAUUUUGAGAAAUGAAGAUUCAGGUUCAGAAAUAGCAUAUUCAGAAAAUAGAUAUAAUCCUAGACCUUUGGAGGGCAAAAGGUAUGGAUCUAAAAAGAAAGGACGUGAAAAACAUACUCUUCCUUCAUUAGUCCGGAAAGAAAUUUUAUCUUCAGAUUAUAAGAAACAGAUAUCUAGUGAAACUUCUGCUGGAAGUGAAAGAGACUCCUCAGAUAUACCACAAAAUUGGUCAUUCCAAGAUCAUUAUAGAAUGUACUCACCCAUAAUAUACCAAGCCCUCUGUGAGCAUGUGCAGACUCAAAUGUCAUUGAUGAAGAACUUGGCUUCAAAGAACAACCCUAAUGGAAUUCCUGCUGUACCUUGCCAUACUGGGUCUGGUUCUGACUCGCAGGCAACUCCACAUUCUAGUCAUGGCUUACCUACUUCCACCCCAGUCCAGUUACCUCAGCAGCUACCCUGCCCUCCAGUGGUUCAUUCUGAAGUUCAGACUGAUGGUGACAACCAGUCUGCAUCACAACAUAAAACAGUUUCUGUGAACUGUACUGAUAUUCUAAGGAAUACCUUUAGUACUAGUCUUGGAGUUCAGUGUAGCCUGCCCAAAACUGACAAAGCAGCUAUUCCAGCAUUUCAGCAGCUGGACUUUGCUAAUGGAAUUCUGCCACAACAAGAAGUUUCUAAGGAACCAGACCUAUUACAGUAUUUCCAAACAUAUAUGAAUCUGUUCCGUUCAUAUCCGGACAGUCAGACGCACAGAAGCCCCACUCUAUUACAGCCAGCUGUCUUGGCCACUAAUGAAGAAAAAUGUGUCAAAGAACGAAUUGGAGAGGUUACAAGUGAAGGAAAGGAUUUAAACAUACAUGUGCGAGAUUCAAGAAUAAAAGGUGUCCAGAAAGCAAAAAAUGGGAGCCAGAGUGCUGAAAAACUUAGAAUUAUAAAGUAUUUGUUGGGAGAGCUAAAGGCCCUGGUAGCAGAACAAGAGGAUUCAGAAAUUCAGAGAUUGAUUACAGAAUUGGAGGCAUGUGUAUCUCUGCUUCCAGCAGCAAAUGGAAACACAAAUAUUCAAGUUGAAAUAGCACUGGCCAUGCAACCACUAAGAAGUGAAAAUGCUCAGUUACGUAGGCAGUUGAGAAUUUUGAACCAGCAGCUUAGAGAACAAGGAAAAACUAAAAAGGCAUCUGGUUCUCAAGAAUGCAACCUCGAAUUGUUUUCCCUUCAAUCAUUGAAUAAGUCACUGCAGAAUCAAUUACAGGAGUCACUAAAGAGCCAGGAAUUACUACAAAGUAAAAAUGAAGAGCUUUUAAAAGUGAUCGAAAAUCAGAAAGAUGAAAACAAAAAAUUUUCUGAUAUAUUUAAAGAGAAAGAUCAAACUAUACUUGAAAAUAAACAGCAAUUUGACAUUGAAACAACUAGAAUUAAAAUUGAAUUGGAGGAAGCCUUAGUCAAUGUGAAGAGCUGCCAGUUUAAGUUAGCAGCUACUGAAAAGGAAAAUCAGAUAUUGGGAAUAACAUUACGUCAGCGUGAUGCUGAGGUAACUCGACUGAGAGACUUAACGAGAACUUUACAAAGCAGUAUGGCAAAGCUUCUCUCAGAUCUUAGUAUGGACACUGCUCGCUGCAAGCCUGGAAAUAAUCUUACUAAAUCACUUCUGACCAUUUAUGAAAAACAAUGUCAACAUGACCCAGUCCCUGCUCAAAUUUCCAUAAUGAGCUACCUAAAUAAGUUAGAAACAGAUCCUACUUUUACUCAUUCAGAGCCACUUUCUGAAAUUAACAAUGAGGAAAACAUAGUGCGAGACAGGCCCUAUGAAAAUGUUCUGCCUUCCAAAGUCCCUCAACAUAGUGACCCUAGGAGCAUGGAGGAAGCAUUGGCCCCUGGAAUCAUUUCUACCCUUUCAAAACAGCAUUCUGAUGAGGAGAGCAAAAUUACAACUUUAAUAGAAGGUGAUUGUAAUCUGGAUAAUACAAUUUAUAUUCCGUUUGCCAGAAGUACUUCUAAAAGGAAAUCACCGCUAUCUAAGAGAUUAUCCCCCCAGCCACAGAUCAGUGUAACUCCACCACCACUGCUCAGCAACAGUGGACCUGUCUCAGAAAAAGAAAAUAGAACAUGUGCAUCUGGAGUUUGUUCUUCCUCCAAAAAGGAGGCAGAACAUGCACAUGAAAAACUUUCCACAACAGCUGAAAUGGAGGACAAGCAGCUCCUCAAGAAAAUAAAGGAAGCCAUCUGCAAGAUCUCUGCUGCCACUGAGGGGCCACAGGAACCGGCUGUGUGUCACGGCCCUUCCACUUGUCAGAGCAGCAGCUUUCAAGUGAAAAGUAGUACUGUGUGUGAUGGUAGCUUUUUAAAUUCCGACUUGAUGUCUGACUGGAGCAUCUCUUCUUUUUCAACAUUUACUUCUCGUGAUGAACAAGACUUCCGAAAUGGCCUUGCAGCACUGGAUGCCAACAUUGCUAGGCUCCAGGAAUCCUUAAGGUCCGGUGUUCUAGAGAAGUGAACUCAGGAAAAAAAAUUGAGUAUCUCUUUUUAAGAAUAGAACUUGGGUACAUGGAAUACAUAUUUUAAAUUUUUGUAUAGAGAAAUGAUGUUUUAUAUUAAUUAUGUGUGAAAAAAUAAAUUUAAUAAUUUA
This is a messenger RNA of Phyllostomus hastatus (greater spear-nosed bat), 2937 nucleotides long. It is a transcript of the gene CCDC14, whose product is annotated as coiled-coil domain containing 14. The transcript is spliced from 13 exons. The record is from RefSeq and is a predicted model, not a curated record. Bases 109 to 2805 code for a protein of 898 amino acids. NCBI's taxonomy places the organism in Eukaryota, Metazoa, Chordata, Mammalia, Chiroptera, Phyllostomidae. Gene Ontology annotation, cellular component: centriolar satellite. Gene Ontology annotation, biological process: protein localization to centrosome.